Ochlerotatus camptorhynchus is the source of this 1339-nucleotide messenger RNA. RefSeq lists its product as uncharacterized. The transcript is spliced from 5 exons. The coding region runs from base 44 to 1339 and encodes 431 amino acids. The record is from RefSeq and is a predicted model, not a curated record. NCBI's taxonomy places the organism in Eukaryota, Metazoa, Arthropoda, Insecta, Diptera, Culicidae.
UCGGUUGACACCGGCGGGAAAAGUUCUAGCCAUUGUGGCGACGAUGGACCGAUAUAAUUUGAGUACAUUUGGCAUCGAGAAAACCCGGGAAGAAGUCAACAAUGACUUUCCACCGUGGUUCGUCAAUUUCCAGAAUCCACUCGAGCUGUACCGUGCCCAGCCGAGCUACAUCUGGUGCCAGGCGUCAUACCUGUUCGGAGCACUACUUUGCAUAAUCCACGCAUUCAAACGAGGCGGACGAUGGCCGUAUCUUUUCCUCGGUGCGCUUUGUCAUGGAUUAGUCGUCGAGCUGAUAACCUACUAUGUGCCUAGUAUUGAUAACUUUUGGCAUUCAAAAACGCCUAUCGAUUUCUUCGGUCACCGAUUACCGCUGUACAUUAUCUUUCUCUACCCGGUGUUCUACUAUCAGGCGCAUUGGGCCGUAUCCAAAUUGCACCUCAAAUGUCGCUGGUCGGAGCAUAUGGCUGCUGGGUUGCUGGUGGUACUCAUUGAUCUACCGUACGACAUCGUUAGCGUAAAGUUCGUCCACUGGACGUGGCACGAUACCGAUCCGAACAUAGCCGAUCGGCACUACUGGGUGCCGUGGAAUUCGUACUACUUCCAUGCAACAUUUGCUUUCGCUUUUUCAUUCUUUUUCCACAAUGUGCGUAAAUGGAUGGACCGUCGGAAGUUGGAUCGCUGGCAGGCAGGAUCUGUGAAAGCUGAACUGACCGCGGUGGUAGUGGCGGCCUUACUUUCGUUCCCAGGUGGAGCUUUGCUCUUCAUUCCGUUGUAUCAUCCCUUUCACGAUUUCUACAAUGUGCCCGGAGAGGUGACGGCCGUUACGCUUCUGUUCGUUUUCUUGACCACGUUGUGGAAAUUUGAUCGAAAGAGCAACAGGAGACUGCCGGAACGUUUGGACACCAUGGGAAGGGCUCUGAUGCUGCAUUUGGUCGUCCACUAUUCCGUAUUCUUUGCUAUGGUGGCCUUCCUGAACCCAGAGGACGUAGUUGCCGCUGGUCUCCACGAGCCAAUCGGUGACUGUCAGGCUAAAACCCCAGUUCACACCAUACUGAAAACCCUGGAGAAACGCACCUAUCUGUGCGCGGACGAUUACGACGAGCAGUACUUUGAUUUUCACUGUCUAGAACGGCCACCCAAAGAGGGAGCCUACUGGUACACAAUCUGCGGAACUCCGUUUGAAAACCGAGCGGAAUACGUUUUGGUACUAUCUCUUAUUUGCUUCGUAGCGCUAAUGGUGUUCCGAUCAAUUCACAUCGACUAUGACAUUCGUUUCGAUGUCUACGAUUUAGUUCGCAAGGACAAAAAAUCAACGAAGGAAAGCAAAAAAGUUAAAUAG